This is a messenger RNA of Oncorhynchus keta (chum salmon), 6232 nucleotides long. Its product is annotated as protein Smaug homolog 2-like. The record is from RefSeq and is a predicted model, not a curated record. Gene Ontology annotation, cellular component: P-body. Gene Ontology annotation, biological process: regulation of mRNA stability; negative regulation of translation; nuclear-transcribed mRNA poly(A) tail shortening. Gene Ontology annotation, molecular function: mRNA binding; translation repressor activity; protein binding. Bases 920 to 2968 code for a protein of 682 amino acids. Lineage: Eukaryota; Metazoa; Chordata; Actinopteri; Salmoniformes; Salmonidae. The transcript is spliced from 13 exons.
AGCCAUUACGUUAGUUUCCGACGUUGCUUCAAGUCUGAAUCCAAGUAGGCUAGCUAGAUAUCGCCAAGCGUACUUUCCAUAUUUCUCUAUGUUCAAAUACAUAUUCUGUACAUAGAUAGUCUUGUAAAUUUGUUUUUUAAUCAUCCGAAAAUAAUUUUCAAAGCAAUCAACGACAACUGUUGGAUCGAAAUCUUCGCCUCAUCCAGCGUUUAUAAAUGAAGCAAAUAACGUUAGCUACUUGCUAGCGAUUUUGCGGCUACGUUAGCUAUCUAAUCGGUUAGGGAGCUAACAAGUGACAAUUCACAAAGGUAAACAAACCAACCGCUAGAAGUUGAAGGGUGGGAUGUGGAUAUCAUUUAUGUAGUAACCUGCCGUGUUUUUUUGUUGUUGCAAAAUGGACCAUGGAGGACCUUUGCAACGCGAGGACUGUAAUAUCGUUUAACGAGAUGAGAAAUGCAGCGACAUUCCAAUAGCAACGUCGCUACUGAAAAACAACACCAAUCCUGAAUCCCUCGUCCAUUUACAUGGUGAAAGCCAUCUGUAGAGGCCUGGUGUUUUUAAGCUAGCUAACUGCCCCAGACCAUCAAAUCAACCCGUGUGCAGUAGAUUGCAACAGCCGUGCCCUGGAAACGCCACGGUUGUCACAGGAUUUGGAUGAUGCUGACACUGAUGCACCUGAGAGAGAACCCUCCUUCUGUCUGACACAACCAGCUGGAUUUAACACGCCCUCCCCUCAGUACCCCCAUCUCCUGCACCUGAACCAUGUGAGGGCCCCUCGCUCUACUUUGAGGGGAUCCCAGGACUGUUGUGUAAAAGCAGCCGCUGAGCGGGGCCAGAGUGAACCUGUGUGUGAGCAAGCAGUCUUCCCCCUAACCCCCCACCCACAUAUUCCCAUCCUCCUUCCCAUUGGGAAAGCGCCAUGAUGUUCCGAGACCAGGUGGGCAUCCUGACGGACUGGUUCAAGGGCUGGAACGAGUGUGAGCAGACGGUGGCGCUGUUGUCCCUGCUGAAGAGAGCAUCUCGUACCCAGGCCCGCUUCCUGCACAUCUGCCUGGAGCACUGGCUGGCAGACUGCACUGAGAUCCACAUCCUGGAGGCUGAGGCCAACAAUGCAGACAUUGUGAGCCAGUGGCACCAGGAGCCCAUGGAGAAGGCGGUGUCCCUGCUGCUGUCCCACCUACCCCUGCUGCAGCCCCGCAACAGCGAGGCCAAGUGUGAGUACAUGAAGCUGCUGCAGAAGGUGCUGAGCUAUACCAUCGAGAGCAGCCUGUUUGUGGAGGAGAGCAGACAGCUGCUGUCCUACGCCCUCAUCCACCCGGCCACCACCCUGGACGACCGCACCUCGCUGGCCAUGUGGCUCAACCACUUGGAGGAGCACCUCUCCAGCGGCUACCCAGGGCCCUCCUCCCGGCCCCCCUCCGGCCCCUACCACCCCCGUCAGGGUUCAGAUGAGUGGCCGGGCUCCGCGGAGGGCCUGGACCCUGGCCACGGCUGGCUGGACAAGCCCCCCUCCUCCAGCUCCUCCCCUGCAGGGCAGAAUGGACACAUGUCUUUCCAGGGCGGGAUGUCCUCGCCCAUCAACAGCAACAAUGCAGGCAUGGGUCAGAUGGGCCAGCCCAGUCCUCUGAAGAGGUCCUUGUCCCUGAUCCCCUCCAGUCCCCAGGUCUGUGGCGCAGAUUGGCUGAGCCAGGAUGACCUGGGGGGGCGACAGGCCUUUGACCACGCCCCCCUGUCCCCCCAGAGUAGUGUGGCAUCCUCAGGCAGCGAGCAGACUGAGGACCAGGGUUCCAGAAACACCUUCCAGGAGGACGGCAGUGGCAUGAAAGAUGUGCCCAUGUGGCUGAAGAGCCUCCGUCUUCAUAAGUACGCAGCACUUUUCUCCCAGAUGACUUAUGAGGAGAUGAUGAUUCUGACAGAGCACCACCUGGAGUCACAGGUUUGUCAUCGUUUGUCACAGAAUGUGACCAAAGGUGCGCGGCACAAGAUAGCCCUGAGUGUCCAGAAGCUACGGGAGAGGCCAAGCGUUCUCAAGUCUUUAGAGAAGGAUAUAUUGGAGGGGGGCAACCUGCGUAACGCCCUACAGGAGCUACAGCAGAUUAUCAUCACCCCCAUCAAGGUCUACAGCUACAGCCCUCCCAGUGUUUCCCACAGAGAUAUGGAGGGGACUGGAUCCCCCUCAGACCACUCCAACCCUGGGGAGGACAAGGACCUGGCCCAGGAGGGCUUCCAGCCCCACAACCCCCCUCCCUGCGACGGGGAGUCCUCAGCCACACCCAUCUCAGACCGCGACAUUGCUGGCCAGUUCACACGUGUCAUGGGUAAAGUGUGCACUCAACUACUGGUUUCCAGGCCGGACGAGGAGAAUAUCAGCUGUUACCUGCAGCUCAUUGAGAAAUGUCUGACACAUGAGGCUUUCACAGAGACUCAGAGGAAGAGACUGGUCUCCUGGAAGCAGCAGGUUCUCAAACUGCUCCGCCUGUUCCCAAGAAAAGCCAUGCUGGACAUGCCUGUGUACCGACAGAAAGGCUGGGCAUAUGGUUCCAACUCCCUCCCCACAGCAGGCUCUGUGAGUGCUGGGGGUCUGGCACGUAGGGGGCAGAGGUCAUUCCAGUUGCCCCCUCGUGGCCUCACUGCCGGGCGCAUGGGUCUCCUGAGUCCAGGUGGCAUCGGGGUUGCCUCCCCUCGCCACACCCUCACCAGCCCCACACUGCCAGGCCAGGGCAGACAGAACCUGUGGUUUGCCAACCCUGGAGGCAGCAACAGCAUGCCAAGCCAGAGUCGCAGCUCCGUACAACGGACCCACUCACUCCCUGUCCACACCUCCCCGCAAACCAUGCUCCUGUUCCAGCAGCAAGAAUGCCAAGUUCCAGGUGCAGACCUGGAGAUCAACCCCACCCUGGAGUCACUGUGCCUCAGUAUGACAGAGCAUGCCUUAGGGGAUGGAAUGGACCGAACAUCAACAAUAUGAAAUUAAAAGCAGUGAAAGGAAGAAACCAAACUGACACUUCACUUCAACUGAGGCCUGUUCAGUUCCUCUUGCCCAGCACAAAAAUAUAUGCUUAUAAAAAGAAAGCGAAAUGGUCACUACAAAACGACAACUAACAGUGUAUAUGUUCUCUGAUAUUUUUCUACUUUAUUAUACUUAACUGAGUUUAUUAUAAAUGGAAUACAGAUGACUAUUAUAUUACAGGAGGGAGAAGAGGUUACUUGUGCAACCUGCUCCAUGUCUUCUGCAGGACUGUGACAUUAAAAGGAGCAGAUUGAUGCUCUGACUGUUGAGCUUUGAGAGGAACAUGGAGGAUUGGUGCUGUCUUAAGGGGGUUCUAACUUAAAUGUUUCUCCCCUUUUCCUCCCAGAAAUAAAUCCACGCAGAGCCAUGCCUCACACCCCCAGAUACUUUAACUGUAUGGUCAGGCACUUGGCCUCCCAAUUGGGCACUAGAACAGAAAUGAAUCACACGCAUGACCAGCCUGUAGCAUGGCUCUGAUCCUUGAACACAACUACAGCUGUCUAAACAACUAACCUGCUACAGCCAGAGCUAGUUAGGCCCUGACAGUGGACACACCAACACCCUGGCUCAUUCCCCUCACGUACCCAACAUGGGUAUUACUGGCUCUGACACCUCCUCACCUCUAGUAGGCCAAAGAGAAGGGCUCUGUGUGAAUACCUAUGUUAGACUGAUGUUUGGAGUGGCCAAUGCGACUUUAGACAUGGUAAUUGUUAAAACAAUGGCGGUUUGAACGUAGCAUGCCAGCUGCAAUUUGUCCGCAUUGAUAUUUUUGCCCUACUACAAACAUGAUGAUGAAUCUCCUUUGCAAGUUAAGGGCAGAGGGAAAAUCCCACAUGGUUGAAUAAGGACCGGUGAGGUUUCUUGUGGGGGCUGUGAGAACUUGCAUUGGUAAAGAAAAUGAAAAAAAAUCUGAGGGGAGCUGUUGGUGCAUGUGUGUUCAAGUAGUUACCUCCCUAUGUUAUACUGGGUGAGGAAGCUUAAUGAAUUCACAUUCUACCCUGAGGCCCCACUAUGACUGGUUCUGAAAAAUGCAAAGGAAGCACUCUCUGCCACUCAGAAUGAACCAGUACCCACCUCCUCACCCUGCCCUCUCCUCAACAUAGCCUGUGUGGAGAUCUGUGGAAUCAUACUUUUUAAGUAGCCAGAAUAGAUUCCCACCCUGCUCUUACUUACAGCUGCAAUGGGGUUGGACAGCCUUCCUGUUUAGAUUAAGCCACAGCGGAGCUGGCGUGAGAUAUGGCUUGGAAAAUUUGCCUCAAUCCAGGGGUGAGAAAUGUAAACUGCCGUUUUCGUCGUCCUGCUAGCUAGCAGUAGCCACAGCAGCUAUUUCUCAUCCCUGGAUUGGGGUACGUUUUCAUAUCUCACACCGGGUCCGCGGUGGCUUAAUCUAAACAAGAAGGCUGUCCGACCCCAGUGCAUCUGUAAGAAAGCGUAGGGUGGGAAUCUAUUCUGUCUUAUAUUUUAAGGUGCUUGAAAUAUGUCCUGUUUGGGUCUCUUUGUGUUCCAGUUGUAAAACCCUAACACUUAUUUUGUGGUGUCAGUGUUGAAUCAGAAACUCUUAUACAACCUGUCUUUGAUUGUGGCAGAGCGGAGGUGCAUGUAUGUAUAUGGUCUUAACGUUUGGAUCACCUUUUGGUUGCAUCACGAGGCAGGGAUAUCCAUUAGCAUUUUAUUUCUGCAGAGCCAUAGCUGGUCUAUUUGUUUAGUAAACAUGGUUAUUUACCAGCAUGACUUUUAUUAUCAUUUUUUUUUUACUACUCCAUUUUAAGAACUUCUGUUUUUUUUCUAGAAUUGCAUGUUUUCUCCCACACUAAUUGAACGAUUGUUGUAGAUAUUGAGAGAGGGCAGUGUGGCACAGUCAAGGUAGUGCUUAAUGUCUACAAAUCCUCCAGAGAGCAGAUAUGAUGGGACUGGAGUUCAAUAUCGAUUCCUCCUAAUAGCACUGUUUACCUCCCUCUGGCAGUGCCCAUUUCAUUUUCUGUGAUGUGUAAUGAUGGGUCUGAAAAUAAGACUGUUGGCACUUCAGUGCUCGUAAAUAUGCUGUCUCCUCCGUAUGUAGGGCCUAAAGCAUGUAGCUAAGCCUUCUACCACAUGAGGGCUGGGUAGAGAAUGACAGAUGCCUUCUACCCCCUCAGUUCAGCUGCUUAUCUACUCGCUGUAAUCAUGAUUCUCACUAGACUAGAUCGUGUCUAGAGAGUGAGACCUGUAUGAGGGUAUGUUGUGUACCCUUUGCUCUGCGCACCUAAAAUGUUUGAGUGGCAAGUGAAGACUGCUAUUGCCUGGCCUUGUGGGUUUGAACUGUCAGAUGCCGCAGGCUGAUUAACAGUUAAUGUCAACUGAAAUGCACAGCGACAGCUUCCUCUCUCUCUGAUUUGGCUAUUGAGCCUGUGUAGUGUCCUAGUCAUGGUUAUCCUCUGAGCUGGCUCUUGGAUAGAUAUGACUUGAUGAAUACAUUAAAUUAAUUCCCACAAAGAGAGUAAAAUGGUUAAAAAAAUGUUCGUGAAUUUCAGGUUUAGAUAGGCAACCAAUGAUCUCAAUCUAAGCUAUUAAAUUGAUACUAGCAUGACAUGUAAUAUGUCUCAGGUUGUCAUUUCCUUUCCCUGUCUCAAUACAUACAAUGGCACCUGAAGUAAUUCCUCCACGUAAGGGGUAGCCAGUCCCGUUGUAGAAAAGUCUUAGUUCUUUAGGCCAGCCUAAAUUGACUUUGCACAUGCCAGUGGUUUAGGAUGCAGAGGGGGAUGAAAUAGCCAAUCUGAGUCAUAAUAGUAGAUGUGCAAGUCUAGCCCAACACUAACAACGGGCCAAGGAAUAUGUUUACCCCCGUGUUUACAUUUCAGUGAAGCGUGAAAUUGGUUAGAAAAUGCACUUCAUGAGUCUGGCUUUAUUUUCACAUGCCAAGCAGAAUUAUGAGGUACAUAGCCAGCCUGUCAUACAUGAGACCCCUUCUCCCAAGUGGCCUGUCAGUUGUGGUCAAUGUCCCUGCCUGGCAUAAUAAAUAAGCAGUAUGUUGUAGGCUUUUGUUUUGCAUCUCUGUCUUGUACAAUUUAUAUUUAAUUCUAAUGACUCCCCAAACAUUUUUCUAAUGUUUUAUGAAUGAACAGUUUGCACCCCAUGCUUACACAUGCUACUUUUUUACUGUCACACAUUGUUUGAAUGAUCUGAACUACAGUAUUGAUCAGAUGGACAGUCCAAAUAAAAGUUACAUUUUUUUUUGCUACGUGA